ACUGUGAAAGCACUAACUGUGGUGAGCACUGCAUGUGAACAAUUGUGCAUUCUCAUUGCAGAAAUUGAAGCCAGAGAAGCCUGUGACUGGCUGAGAGCUGCCGGGUUUCCCCAGUAUGCUCAGCUGUUUGAAGAUAUGCAGUUUCCUAUUGAUGUAAAAACUGUAAGGAAAGAUCAUGAAUUUUUAGAUGGAGAUGCGAUUGAAUCACUAUUCAGGCGCUUGAACACACUGAACAAGUGUGCAUCAAUGAAAGUGGAAAUAAGCCGUCAGAGGAAACGGAGUGAUGAUUCUGAAGAUGAUGAGCCUUGUGCAAUAAGUAACAAAUGGGCUUAUGAGAGGUGCAGUCAGAGAUGGUCUCGUAUCGAGAGCCUGGAAGGUUUCCCAGCAGAGGAAGGUGCUAGUGCCUCAGUCCCAGGCAGCCCGAUACUGAAGACCAUCAGCAAUGAGGACAGUGUCUUUCUGGAGAAGCACGAUGUGUCCUCAAUUCACAGUACCAGCAGUGCUGACAGUGACAUUGUUAGCUCCCCAAAACCUUUUGAAGAUGUGGAAACCAGCACGAGUUCCUCAAGACGUUCCUCAAUUAAGGUACCUUCACUGGACUUUGCUUUUAGUAGUUCUCCUCCCCUCAGUGAAUUUUUAAAUAUCACUAGUGAGGUGAAGCUUUUGGAUAAGUCAUCAUCUAAAAAGAGGAAGAGCCUUCUAAAGAAAAUGGAGAAGCUGCACUUAAGGACCUGCAACUUAAGGAGUGAACUGAACAAUGUUAUAGCAGAUGUCAAUGGUAUCAAAAAGCUGGUUGAUCAGUGGACAGAGAAGUUCUCAGAUGAUGGGGAUUCUGAGUUUGCCAGUGACUUGACCUCUGUCUGUCCAUCCUCCCCUAAAGAAAACUCUCUUGAAACAGAGGGCUCAGAAGAUAAGACAGCAGUGGAGACUGAUGGAGAGAGCAGCUGUGGCCUGGGCAAGGAGAUUGGUUCAGAAGACCUAACAUAUAUUGCAGGUUCUAAAAAGACCAACAGGCACAGGAAGAAACACUGGUCUGUGGAAGAGAGUAUGAACUUGGAAAGCCUUUCCAUCCAGACUGAUGGCCAGUCAGCUGCCCAGCUGGCCCGGGCACAAAAGCUGGCGUUGUUGAAACUCACUGCUUUAAUGGACAGAUACUCCCCUUCCAGUCAGCAGGGCUGGAACUGGACUAUACCGAAGUUCGUUAAGAAACCAAAAGCUUCAGACUACAAGGACAAAAAUGUGUUUGGGGUUCCUUUACUUCUGAAUGUACAGCGAACGAGCCACCCACUGCCCAACGGCAUACUGCAAGCCCUGGACUAUCUAAGAAAUCACUUUCUUGACCAGGUUGGCCUGUUCCGAAAAUCCGGUGUUAAAUCCAGAAUUCUGUCUUUAAGAGAAAUGAAUGAAACCAACCCAAACAAUGUCUGUUACGAAGGGCAGUCAGCAUUUGAUGUGGCAGAUAUGGUGAAGCAGUAUUUCCGAGACCUUCCCGAGCCUAUAUUUACCAGCAGGCUCUGUGAAUCCUUCCUCCACAUCUACCAAUACGUGCCGAAGGACCAGCAGUUUCAGGCUGUGCAGGCUGCUAUUCUCCUCCUCCCAAAGGAAAACCGAGAAGCUUUGAAAAUCCUCCUGUUCUUCCUACGAGAUGUGGUUGCUUUCGUCGAGGAAAACCAGAUGACCCCAACCAACAUUGCUGUCUGUCUUGCACCUUCUUUGUUUCACCUGAACACCUUGAGGCGAGACAGUUCAUCCUCCUCCACUAGUCAGAGGAAAUGCAGCUUGGGGAAGCCAGACCAGAGGGAGCUGAAUGAGAACUUGGCAGCAACGCAGGGCUUGGCCCACAUGAUAAUGGAGUGCAACAGGCUCUUCCAGGUAUGUCACUUGCUGUCACAAAGCAAAAGCCUGAGCAGCUUGGGGUAG
Molecule: messenger RNA, 1920 nt
Organism: Acanthisitta chloris (rifleman)
Lineage: Eukaryota; Metazoa; Chordata; Aves; Passeriformes; Acanthisittidae
Product: rho GTPase-activating protein 7-like
Exons: 10
Biological process (GO): signal transduction; actin cytoskeleton organization; regulation of Rho protein signal transduction
Molecular function (GO): protein binding; GTPase activator activity
Source: RefSeq, a predicted model, not a curated record